Messenger RNA from Clunio marinus, 288 nucleotides. Lineage: Eukaryota; Metazoa; Arthropoda; Insecta; Diptera; Chironomidae. The record is from the annotation of a GenBank genome assembly.
AUGGUCGCACAUAAUAAAUGUGCUCAAAGAAGAGUUGAAACGAGAGAUAUCAUAUCUCAUGUCAUAAUUAAUCACGAUGCUAAAAUCGACAUCAUGCCAGUUAAUUAUGUGAAAUCGAAUAGCACAUUGGACCAUCAUGUGAUUGACAUAAGCCUGUUUCAACCCAACGUAAUGAUAUUGAAAGUCAAAGUUAAUGAACAAUCCCCACAUGCGCAACAAAAUUCCAAAGUUCAUCACACGAACUACACAGGAUGCAUGUUGAAAAAUGCAGAAACGUUAACUAAAUAG